UCUCUCCGUCUGUGUGGACGGUUCUCAGGCUAAAUCCAGAACUGACUCUGCCCCCGUCUGCCUGUCAGGAUGGAUAUUUAUCAGCAUGGAUUUAUGGUUAUUGUGGUUCUGCUACUGAUCAACACUUCACUCUCUGUGAUCGUCACUGACAGCCCAGAAUUCCUCCGUGGCAUCCUAUCAGAGUUUGCCGUCAUCCGUCCAAUCAGGACAAACUCAGAGGGGCGUUUCCUGUCAGCAUCAGUCUCCGCCCACCACCUUCGACGCAUCAAAAGACACGCUCGUCCUCCUGAACAUUCACCCCCACACAAGGAAAGGGAUUAUAAUUCAAGAACACAGUCAUCACAGCAGGCCCCGCCCACUAGGGAAUCACCCUCCAACCAGACGGGGCAUGGCUGGAGGGGGCCGGGUUACAGGACAGAUGAAGCAGAGCUUUUUUAUAACGUGACCAUAUUUGGUCGGGAUCUUCACCUGCGGCUGCGUCCCAACACUCGUGUGGUCGCCCCUGCCGCCACCAUGGAGUGGUGGGAGGAGUCAGGACAGAAACACUCCCAACCCAUCAGAGAUGUUGGCUGUCUGUACACGGGAGAGGUGUCCAACAUGGAGGACACGUCUGUCGCCAUUAGCAACUGUGAUGGGCUGGCUGGGAUGAUCCUGAUUGGUCAGGAGGAGUUUUUCAUCGAGCCGCUGGAUGGGAGGAGGACGAGUGAAGGAGGAGGAGAGGAGGAGGAGGAGGGGGGACGAAAUCACAUCAUUUAUCGCUCCUCAGCCAUCAUCAAAAAACAACAAGCUGCCAAUCAAACUGGAGCUGCCAAUCAAACUGGAGCUGCCAAUCAAACUGGAGCUGAUGACUUCCUGCGAGGUCCUCUUCUAGGUUCACUGAUCUUGAACCAGAACGUGACUCGGUCAAGACGUGACACGACUCGACGCCGGCGUUACAUUGAUGGAGCUGAGCUGUUAAACAUCGAGGUUCUGUUAGCUGUGGAUUAUUCUGUCCUGCUGUUCCACGGACGAGAUCACAUCCAGAAAUAUCUGCUCACCCUCAUGAACAUCGUGAAUGAAAUCUACCAGCAUCACUCCCUGGGUGCCAACAUCAAUGUUGUUCUGGUCCGGAUCGUCAUGUUGUCUGCAGCAAAGUCCCACGAACUGAUCUCCGUGGGGGACCCUCAGAAGAGUCUGGAGAACGUCUGUGGAUGGUCCUACCUCCAACACAGGGAGCAGAGCCAUGCCGAGCAGCACGACCACACCAUCUACCUGACCCGGCAAGAGUUUGGCCCCUCCGGCAUGCAGGGUUACGCUCCAGUCACAGGGAUGUGUGAGCUUCAUCGGAGCUGCGUCCUCGUCAUUGAGGACGGAUUUUCCUCUGCCUUCGUUGCGGCUCAUGAAACAGGACAUGUAUUGGGGAUGGAGCAUGAUGGCGAGGCUAACGACUGUGAGGAUGAUGUAGAGUUGGGCAGCAUCAUGUCUCCACGUGUUCAGGCAACUUUUCAUCGCUACCACUGGUCACGCUGCAGCUGGAGGGAGCUACAUCAGUACCUCCAUAAAUAUGACUGUCUCCGUGAUGACCCGUUUAACCACGAUUGGCCCGCUCUACCUCAGCUGCCGGGGUUCCAGUACUCCAUGGACCAACAGUGUCGCUUUGACUUCGGCCCAGGAUACAGCCUCUGUACCGCAUAUACCACCCUGGAGCCCUGUAAACAGCUGUGGUGUGCCGAAUACAACAACCCGUUCUACUGUAAGACAAAGAAAGGCCCGCCACUGGACGGGACCAAGUGUGGACCAGGGAGGCACUGUUUUAAAGGUUACUGCUUGAGGCUGACCCCAGACAUGCUCAGACAAGACGGCGCCUGGGGAACAUGGAGCCCAUACGGGAGCUGCUCAAGAACCUGUGGGGGCGGGGUCAGGUUUCGGGCCCGCCGCUGUGACAACCCAGCUCCAGCCAACGGGGGGCGCACUUGCUUUGGAAACAGCUAUGAGUUUCAGCUGUGCAACCAAGAGGAGUGUCCGCCGCUCACUGACUUCAGGGAGGAUCAGUGUAAAGUCUGGAAUCCUUUUUAUGAACAUGAAGGAAUCAAACAUCACUGGCUACCGUACCAACAUCCUGACCCUGAUGAGCGCUGUCGUCUCUACUGUCAGUCCAAGGAGACAGCCGCCGUGGUUUCCAUGAACAGGAUCGUGUACGACGGGACGCCAUGUUCCUAUAGCGACGCCCACAGCGUGUGCGUGCGAGGAGAGUGUGAGCAUGUGGGCUGUGACGGACAGAUCGCUUCAGACCAGCAGGAGGACCGAUGUGGAGUUUGUGGAGGAGAUAACUCCAGCUGUAAGAUUGUCAAAGGGAACUUCACCCGCAGCACCAAGAAAACAGGUUACCUAAAGAUCCUGGAGAUCCCUAAAGGAGCACGUCACCUCCUCGUCCAAGAGUUCAGAGGGACUCCUCACAUCCUGGCUGUGAAGAACCAGGAGACGGGAAACCUCUUCCUGAACAACGAGGACGAACUACCGGACUCUCGGGUCCUGAUCGAGAAGGGCGUCAUUUGGGAGUACGUCAACAGUGAGGAGCAGGAGUCCAUCCAGACCACUGGACCCCUGAAGUACGGAGUCCUGCUGAUGGUUCGUCCUCAUGGUGACUCUAAGGUGACGGUGUCCUAUAAGUACAUCAUCCAGGACCAACUGCGGUCCUCUCUGGAAUCUAACCUGCUGCAGGAGGACGCCAUCUUCUACGAGUGGGCCCUGAAGAAGUGGUCUCACUGCUCCAAACCCUGCGGGGGAGGGAAACAGUAUACGCGGUUCGCCUGCAGAAGGAAGGCUGAUGGGAAAAUGGUUCACAGGAUGUUCUGCUCCAACAUCAACAAACCCAGAGCCAUUAGCCGCAACUGCAACAGCAACACCUGCAGCUCGCCACGCUGGGUGACUGGAGAAUGGGAGGACUGCAGCGCCUCCUGUGGUCAGACUGGGUGGCAGCGGCGUUCGGUGAGCUGCCAGCAGGUGUCUCCAGAGGAUCGGCAGCAGAAGCAGCGGUCAGUUAACAGCAAACUGUGUGGAGAAGACCGACCUGAGGGCAAACAACCCUGCAACCGUUUACCAUGCCCCGCUGCGUGGCGAGCCGGGCCCUGGACCCCGUGUUCUGUGUCGUGUGGAAACGGGACUCAGGAGCGUCAGGUUGCGUGUUCGAGACCCGAGGGUUCAGCCCAAAACUGCAGCGAUCCUCAACCUAUCACAACCCGCAAGUGCCUGGCUCCACCCUGCAGCGGUGACCACAGGAACUCCAUUGUCAAGUGGCUGUCCAGGUCUAACCCAGACUUCCCCGUUCCAAAGAUUUCCUCCAGGCAGCGUUGCCGUGGUGACCGCUCAGUGUUCUGUCGAAUGGAGGUCUUGAGUCGGUACUGCUCCAUCCCUGGAUACCGGCAGAUGUGCUGCAAGUCCUGCAGCGAGAUGGCCUCGGGUAACUUCAGCAACUCCAGUAACACCGGCAACUUCAGCAACCCCAGUAACACCAGCAACUUCAACAACCUCAGUAAUACCAGCAACUUCAGCAACUCCAGUAACACUGGCAACUUCAGCAACCCCAGUAACACCAGCAACUUCAGCAACCUCAGUAAUACCAGCAACUUCAGCAACGCUAGUAACACCAGCAACUUCAGCAACCCCAGUGACAACUUUAGCACAACAGGCCCACCGACCACCAGUUCCUGGACUUUAACCACAGAGACGAUGACUUCCAUGUACACAGCCUCCUGGUCCAACAGCAGCGACAUCUUUGGUGACAUCAGCAGCACUCCACCUCCAACUGUCACUGAAACUCCGCCCCCGACCAGCAGGAGCACCACCGACUUCAUCUACGUGGACUAUGACGAUUAUGAGGAUUAUUCUUCCUUCGGGGACCCUUCUGUUGUCUUCAACCAAGCUGUUACAGCUCCAACCGCUGCUUUAACCACCACUACCACCACCACCACUACCACCACCAUCACCACUACCACCACCACCACUACCACCACGCGGCGUCCCAGGAAAACCGCUCCACCGUAUUUAUUCAGGAGGAAGACUACCACUCCCACAAUGCCUCACACUACAGCUACACUGGAGCUGAUCAGGAUGACAGAGCUCCCCAUCCAAACCACAGAAGACAUCAUCACUACAUUAUCACCUGACAGAGCGUCCAGGGGGCGGAGCCAUCAAACUACAGUCAACCAAACAGGCACCAACCCAAUGCCAACAUCCUUGUCGUCUUUUGUCCCGCUCCAAAAGAAGGAGAACAACUCUGUGGACGAGGUCCCUUAUGGGAUCAUAGGAUUGGAUAGUGACAUCAGCAGGGGACAGCAGAACCACUUUGUGCCACGGAUGCCGCCGUUCCGUGAGCGAACACAUAACAAACGCAUCCAGCAGCUCCUGAACGAGAGACGGCGGCAGGACCUCCUGAGGAGGUGGUCGGAAAGGAGCCGAGAGGGCAGGACUGACAGGAAGCCGGGCAGAUUGUAAAAAAAUUAAUGUUUUUUUUUUAUCGUUCACUCACCGUGCCAUAUGUACUGCUCACUCACUUCCUGCUAACGCUAACAAACUCUGACAGAGACAGAAACAGACUGCAGAGCUCGCCAAACAGACCAACCAUGAGUUUCUACCAGCUUCUUUGGACCUUCAGGUUUAACAUCUACACUACUUUGGUGUUCAAAAGGCUUCAGCUUCAGUCCAGAUAAGAGUCUCAUUAGGCUGGCUGCACACGGGACGGUUUUAAAACCUGGCAGACCUCAGAUCUCAGGACAGUUUAACUAAUGUUUAGAUAAGGACAUGUCCAGUUGAUGAUGCUUCUCAGUCUGCUCGCUCUCUUGGCUGUUUGUAUUGGGGCCUGACUCUGGACUCUGGAGGAUUCUGGAGCUCCUCAGAUCCCACGUUGGCUCAUCCAACUGAUUUCUGCCCUGUAUUCUGGUCUUGAGAGUCCUAUUGGGUGUGGUGACUCUACCUCUGACCUCCUCAGCUGAUUCUGGGGUGGAUAAUGGUGUGGGUAACAGGGGCAGAGAACUGUGGAAGGUCAUUUGGUGAUGUCCAGAUCUGGACUUUGCUGAUGAUGCUGUGAUCCUUGCAGAGACUGUAGAUGUCCUCUCUCUUAACCGUCUGAGGGGGGAGGCUGAAGCAUUGGGAUUGCUCGUCUCCUGGACCAAAACAAAGAUCCAGGUUUUGGGGAUGCCUUGGAUGCUGUCACUGAAUCUUUGUCUGAAUGUUGAGAGUGUGGAAGAUGUAGACCAGUUCACCUACCAUUACAAAGUAAUCCAUCAGUCCACUGACUGUGAGGCUGAGAUCAACCACAGACUUGGACUUGUGCAUGUGUACUCUCAUGAGGCCUGGAUGAUGACUGAUUUCCAGAGUCGCCAACUGGACUCCUUUGUGACAUCUUCUCUUUGGGUCAUCUUUGGGUAUCAUUGUCAGACCGAGCACCUAACGCUGAAGUGAUCAGGACGGUAGGGAUGGGAAGGGUUAGCUGCUAAAUACUCAGCAGCAGACCAAGGUUGAUGCUCUGACUUGACAGGGAUCAGGAAAAUUUGCAGUUACAUAUUGGCACCACACAUCCGAGGAUUAUUUGGACAAAUAAUCCGUUCUGACAAGCCUUGAAUGGGCGUAUACUCCCCGAUUGUUCAAAGGAAGGGGAACAGGCCAAAAUCAGGUAAAACUCGUCCCUUGUGCAGCCAGCCUAAAGUCUAACUUUAUACUGAUUUAUCUGACUGAGAUGUUUGAUUUAUUCAUGUUUCUGAAAGCUGAUCAGACCAACAGUGAAGUAAGUCUUUGACUCAGUCCCAUUUCUAACUUUACCCCUACCCUUUAUUUCUAGUGGACCCUUCAAACAGAGUUACCGGUGUAGCGGUGAAAUCUGCUCCUAUAAUGAGAUGACCCUUCCAGUUCCAAACUUGACAUCCGUAGUCAUCAACAACAAUGCAGGAGAUUUCUAUUACAAUGAGGGUGAUUUUAACAGAAAAAGCACAAGGUAAUGCUAAAUGAACCCAUACUGAGAGAAUACAAUAUAAAAAUAUUGAUAAAAAAAAAUACACAGAUGCAAAUGAAAUGAACUAGGACAGGGGCCAGAUUCUGAAUAUUGGUCUAACCUGAGGGUCUAACAGGGCCUAUAUUUAACCACUGAGUGUCAACCUAAAUGAUUUUGAGAUUAAAAGGCCAACAUGAUAAGUUAAAAACUGAAAAUCUGAGAUAAAAAGUCAAGCUUAAAAGUUUUAAGGGUAAAAACAUGACAUUUAAAGUCAAAAUAAUGUUUUUAAAAGCAAAGUAUGAGAUAGAAUUCUGACACCAUGUUUAGUCAAAUUAUGAUAUAAAAGUCAAAAUCAUGAGUUUUAAAGGUAAAAAAAUGAGCUAAAAGUCAAAGUUAGAGUUGAAAUGGUCAGCAAAACUGAGAAAGAAUUCAAAAUCAUGGUAUUUAACAAUC
Molecule: messenger RNA, 6418 nt
Organism: Cheilinus undulatus (humphead wrasse)
Lineage: Eukaryota; Metazoa; Chordata; Actinopteri; Labriformes; Labridae
Product: A disintegrin and metalloproteinase with thrombospondin motifs 2-like
Exons: 25
Coding region: 70-4473 (1467 amino acids)
Biological process (GO): extracellular matrix organization; proteolysis
Cellular component (GO): extracellular matrix
Molecular function (GO): metalloendopeptidase activity
Source: RefSeq, a predicted model, not a curated record